AUGGUGAGAGUUCUGUCUUUUAAGGACUCUGCCAGACUUGGUAAAGAGGAGAAGCCUAGAUAUCUGGGACCAGUGAAAUUCGAGGGUAUGGUUGUGAUUUUCACUGAGGCAGAGUGGAAGAGACUGAGCCUUGAGCAGAGGAACCUAUUCAAAGAAGUGAUGCUGGAGAAUUUCAGGAAUCUAGUCCUGUUGGCAGAUUCAAAGCCAGAAGUCCGUCCCUGGCCCCUUUGCCCCUGCCCUCUGGCCUUUGACGGUCAGCAAUUUCUCAGCCACCAUGAGCUCUGCAGUCAUCUUAUUCCAUAUUCAUGUGCAGGAAAUCAACUCCAACCAGGGGAUCCUUGCCCAAAUGACCACCAGCAGCGGCAGCAACAACAUUCUGAUAAAAACCACUGGGGUGCCAAAGCAGAAGAUCAAGGAAUGGGAUCUACACCUUUGUUUUGGAGAACAAAUGAGAAGGGGACUUAAGUGGUUUUCUCUAGCCCACCCCAGGGACCACCAGUAAGCUCUCAGGGAGGCAACAAAGUGUUGAAGGUACAGCUCAGUCCAGCCCAGAGGGUAAGCUCUGGGGAAGCAGACAACAUUCCUGAGAGGGUAGAACUCUCAGGAUUUGGAGCAGUCAGGUAGAGGUGUGGACCAGGUUUUAGCCAGAAGUCAAACCUCUUCAGACACAGGCUGUCACGAGCAGAGAUAUCUCCUGUGCAGAAAGUGUGGGUGAAGCUUUAG
Messenger RNA from Lagenorhynchus albirostris (white-beaked dolphin), 723 nucleotides. RefSeq names its product zinc finger protein 589 (gene ZNF589). Gene Ontology annotation, biological process: regulation of DNA-templated transcription. The record is from RefSeq and is a predicted model, not a curated record. Gene Ontology annotation, molecular function: zinc ion binding. Lineage: Eukaryota; Metazoa; Chordata; Mammalia; Artiodactyla; Delphinidae.